This is a messenger RNA of Beauveria bassiana ARSEF 2860, 1434 nucleotides long. RefSeq lists its product as uncharacterized. The coding region runs from base 1 to 1434 and encodes 477 amino acids. The transcript is spliced from 2 exons. The record is from RefSeq and is a predicted model, not a curated record. NCBI's taxonomy places the organism in Eukaryota, Fungi, Ascomycota, Sordariomycetes, Hypocreales, Cordycipitaceae.
AUGGACUUUGCCGUCAUCCAGGCGUGGAUUGACGAGGUCACAACGACGCAGCUAGCCGCUGUUGCAAUUCCUAGUGAUCCAUUGCCCAAUAACGCUUGUCGCCUUUCCGAUGAAAUGUCCAGUCCAUCCAAGCGUCAACGAACGAGCGGGCAGACUGACACCUACACGGAUCCCGACGAAACUCCUACACGUUCCGGACCGCAACGGCGGCACGGCAGUGACAGCGCUGUUUUUGAUGGAGCCGGUGAAGUAGCUCCAUCGACGCCUUCCGCAUCUUCCUUCACUGCCAUGCUCGCAAGCAGGACGGUCUUUUCCGUUGCUGCAACUGAACCGCGUGCUCCCACAGAAUCUUCCUACAUCAGAGCGGAAUCGCGCAGCAAAUCUCCGACGAAACGGUUUCGAAAGACAACCGACCUGCUCAACUUGGCGAUACCUGUUCGUUUCAUGAAAGAGUGUGACCUUGAUAAGGCUGUCCCGAGCGAUGCGAAGAAGCUGUUUGAAGCUUUGUCUAUUGUUGCGGCUAAGGAGCAGAUUCUUCCCGCAAUUUUGCGGUCCCACGCAGACUUUCAGGACGCGAGAAUUCGAAGCUUCAUGUGGAUUUCCACCGAUACUACAAACGAUCACAAUAGCGCAAACGUCAAGAAAACCGCUCUUCGAGAGCACGCACACCUACGACGCAUCGUGGAUGAUUCCAUUGCCUCCUCCAACCUCCAUCGGUCUGAGGCUGCUUGGAAUUGUCUUGUACACAGCCCCUAUCUACAGCACGCAACCCGCUGCACAGAGUUUCUCGAUGUCGAGCCCAUUACUUCGGCACAAAUUCUCCCCACCUUUCGCCCUUUGUUCAACUCGAAUGAGCAAGCACCACCUACUGCCAGUCUGUCCAACGCGAGCAGUGCGUCCGGACAAACUCGGCUGAGCUCCUACACAUCGUCGGUCCACAAAAUGGUUGAUUUUGCCUUGGUUCUUCGUCCUGAGGCGAGUUUGCAACGUCUGAUUGACGAGUUUCUGGCCAAGCAGAGAGAUGCUACCGCCACAAUCAAUCAAACCAGAUAUGAGCCGCUCCGUACCCGACCGGCUCCCAUCUUUAUCGAAACCAAGAUCUCAUCCGGCACUAUGGAGGACGCCAAUGUCCAACUUGGCAUAUGGGUUGCUGCAUGGCAUCAGCGAAUGCGCAGCAUCAUCGCCCUCGGAGAGGUAACAGACAAGAUUAUCACAAUUCCCGUCGUUCAGGUCGUCGGUGGCGUUUGGACUCUCUUGUUUGUUGUGGACGCUGGCACGGAAAUAACUGUGCUUGACGACAACUUUCGAAUAGGCGAUACCGACAGUAUCGUAGGCGUUUACCAAUUGCAAGCCGCCUUGUCUGCGCUUGCUGGCUGGGUCAAAGACACAUUUCAGCCAUGGUUCACCACGCUUUUGACUCGUGCAAAUGAAUAG